UAUAACCUCGAGACAAAGCACAUAUACUAAAGCCCCAAGGUCAAGGUCAAUUCUCAAAUAAAGAACUCUUGCUGAUCAACCCAGAUCCACUGCACUGAGAGCUAGCUAGCUAGAUUCCAGUCCAAGACGUGCACUCCAGAAUGGCUGCCAGUACACUGACUAGAUGUGUGGGCUCAUGGCUGAACCCACUACUCUCUCGAGCUGCUCUCAGUCCCCUGGUUGCAAGGAGCUUUGGUGGAGGUCACCCUGUCACAGUCCUGUCUGAUGAGGAGAAGAUGAUGAAGGAAACUGUUGCCCGUUUUGCUCGUGAGAAGAUUCAGCCGCUGGUUAGGGAGAUGGAUCAACGAUCUGAGAUGGACAAAAGCAUCAUCAAUGGACUCUUUGAGCAUGGAUUGAUGUGCAUUGAAGUGGAUCCUAAGUACGGCGGUGCAGGCUCCACUUUCUUCUCCUCCAUACUGGCAAUCGAGGAGCUGGCUAAAGUGGAUCCCUCUGUGAGCGUACUGUGUGAUGUACAGAACACACUUGUCUCUGAGCUGUUCCUGCGUUGGGGCAGCGAGGACCUCAAGAACAAAUACCUGCCCAAACUAACCACUGAAAUGGUUGGUAGUUACUGUCUCUCUGAGCCUAGCUGUGGGACAGAUGCCUUUGCCCUCAAGACCAGUGCUAAGAAGGAAGGGGGGUACUGGAUAUUGAACGGACAAAAAGCGUGGAUCACCAACGCAGAGCAUGCAGGUGUCUUUAUGGUCAUGGCCAAUAUCGACUUCAAUAAGGGUUACAAGGGCAUCACGACAUUUGUGGUGGACAAAGACAGUGAAGGUUUGACUGUGGGCAAGAAAGAGGACAAACUGGGCAUACGAGCAUCCUCCACCUGUCCUGUCUUCCUGGAGAAUGUCAAGGUACACGAGUCACAGGUGAUAGGAGAACUUGGGAAAGGCUACAAGUACGCCAUAGAAACCCUCAACAUGGGAAGAAUUGGCAUUGGAGCUCAAAUGAUAGGAUUGGCCAAGGGUGCACUGAACGCUGUCAUCCCUUAUCUCCACGAGAGAGAGGCGUUUGGUCAGAAGAUUGCCGACUUCCAGGCCAUGCAGCACAUGAGGGCACAGCUGGCCACUGACAUUGAGGUUGCCAGUGUAAUGGUGUACAACACAGCAAGGAUGCACGAACAAGGAAUGCCAUACGUCAAGGAGGCAGCCAUGGCAAAGUACUUCUCCUCUGAGGUUGCCAACAGAGUGGCAUCGCGGUGUGUGGAGAUGGUGGCUGGAGUGGGCUUCACCAAGGAGUACCCCAUAGAGAAGUUCUUCAGAGACGCCAAAAUUGGACAAAUCUACGAGGGUACAUCAUUCACACAGUUGAGUACCAUUGCCAAGUGUAUGGAUGAGGAAUUUAAGAACCAGUAACUGUUACCAUAGAUACUUACCUAACCUGUAUACAGAACACUGCUUUUUUAUGUUUAAUUAAUAAUACUUUUCUGAUGAGAUACCUUUUCAUUAAUUUGUUGAGAUGUCUUG
Halichondria panicea is the source of this 1508-nucleotide messenger RNA. RefSeq names its product short/branched chain specific acyl-CoA dehydrogenase, mitochondrial-like. Gene Ontology annotation, cellular component: mitochondrion. Bases 141 to 1397 code for a protein of 418 amino acids. Gene Ontology annotation, molecular function: acyl-CoA dehydrogenase activity; flavin adenine dinucleotide binding. The record is from RefSeq and is a predicted model, not a curated record. NCBI's taxonomy places the organism in Eukaryota, Metazoa, Porifera, Demospongiae, Suberitida, Halichondriidae. The transcript has 10 exons.